CUUAGAAUAAAUCAUUAUAAAAAUAAACAAAUGUUGCCUUAAGGAUAAGUAAUACAAAUAACAGAUGGAUUAUAAACAUUGUGUUUUGUUUGGUUGUACAAAUGGCAGAGCCAUUAGCGUUUAUCAUUGCUACUGAAUAUUAAUGAGACGACGAGCGCUAGGCUCCGCCCACGUCCACAUCGAAAGCUCGGAGCUGUCAGUCAUCUGAGGAGCCGAGGACUUCUGAACGCAUCAUUUUACCGGUCUAUUAAAAAAAAAUUGGACAUCUAAGAAUCACACAUCAUCACAGUCUAGAGAAGACUGGCGAUGGAAGCAAAAGUGGGUGAAAACUGAUGGCCAAAAAUGCAAACUCGACUUAGUUCUUUAAAGAUGGGAUUGUACAUAACACUGAGCAGGAUCACCAAUUGCUUGAACCAAAGAGCAACUUGAACAGGGAUUCUGUUUGAACCUGGGUCUCUAAAUCUGUUGGACUACUAAAUAUUGUUGCUUCGCAGUGCUGAAUGCCUAGAAAAGGCAAAGAGAAGAAAGAGAAUGGCGAAGAUCUGUACAGAGCAAUCCUACCCAUCCAGGCCCAGGCUCUCGGACCGAGCCUCUGAAGAUGAACUGGACGAGACGAAUGGUGCAAGCAGGGCGCAUUCACUAUGUGAGGAAAACUCUGACAUGCAAGGCAUAAUUUCUUCUGCAACCAGCCAGUUUCAGGAAUCCAGGAGGAGCUCUUUUACAGGUGCUGGGGCCAUGGCAAGGCUCACCCAGUUUCUGCUAAGGCUGAGGAACUGGGCAUCACACAGAAUUCACAGAGAGGUUGAACGUCCCGACUCCUUUUUGGAGCGAUUCCGCGGACCUGACCUUAAAGACUUAUCUAGCCGUGGAAGUAAUGCCCGGUCCUCUAUUGGCCUUCCUGACAGGCCUCAUAAGAGGAAAAAAGCCAAACAGUGGCCUCUGGCAGCUUACAAUAUGAACAACUGCAAUAACACAGAUGACAAAAAGGAGGACAAAAAGGAAGAAAUAAAAAAAGAUGAAGACAAGAAGGAAGAGAAAAAAGAUGAGAAGGAAGAGAAAAAAGAUGAGAAGGAAGAGAAAAAAGAUGAGAAAAAAGAUGAAAAGGAUGAGAAAAAAGAUGAGAAAAAGGAUGAGAAAAAAGAUGAGAAAAAGGACGAAAAGAAGGAUGAUAAGAAAGAUGAUAAAAAGAAAGAUGCUCCUCCUCCGCCGAAAGAAGUGUGGAUCAUGGACCCAGCCUCAGACAAGUAUUACAGAUGGCUUUCAGUCAUAGCAGCCCCAGUGUUUUACAACCUGAUGAUGCUGGUCACAAGGGCCUGUUUCAACGAGCUUCAGAAUUCUUACACGAUGCUUUGGAUCAUCAUGGACUAUACCUCAGAUGUAAUCUAUUAUGCAGACACAUUUGUCAGAUCAAGAACAGGCUUCUUGGAGCAGGGUCUCCUUGUCAAAGACUCUAAGAAGUUGAUGAAUCAUUACAGGACGAUCCCACAGUUUAAAUAUGACAUGUUUUCAAUGAUCCCGACGGAUAUAAUAAUGCUGAAAGUGGGCUUCAACAAUCCCGAACUUCGCUUCAACCGCCUUUUCAAAAUGGCACGCCUCUUUGAGUUCUUCGACCGCACGGAAACCCGAACAAACUACCCGAACAUUUUCCGCAUCAGCAACCUCGUACUUUACAUCCUGAUUAUUAUUCACUGGAACGCUUGCAUUUUCUUUGCCAUUUCCAAAACGAUUGGCUUUGGGACUGACACGUGGGUAUAUCCAAACAUCAGCCAUCCAGAAUACGGCCGCUUGGCUAGAAAAUACAUCUACUGUCUGUACUGGUCCACUCUUACUCUCACCACCAUCGGAGAAACACCACCUCCUGUUAGAGACAUUGAAUACUUGUUUGUCGUCAUGGACUUUCUCAUCGGAGUGUUGAUUUUCGCUACCAUCGUCGGUAACGUCGGUGCCAUGAUCUCCAACAUGAACGCUUCUCGUGCUGAAUUUCAGGCCAAGAUUGACUCCAUCAAGCAGUACAUGCAGUUCCGUAAAGUCAGCAAAGACCUGGAGGCCAGGGUCAUCAAGUGGUUCGACUACCUUUGGACGGAGAAAAAGACUUGCGAUGAGAAGGAAGUCCUGAAGAACCUUCCAGACAAACUCAAAGCUGAAAUAGCCAUUAAUGUCCAUUUAGAUACACUGAAGAAGGUGCGAAUCUUCCAGGAUUGUGAAGCUGGACUUCUUAUCGAGUUGGUGUUGAAGCUGCAGCCUCAGGUGUUCAGUCCUGGAGAUUAUAUAUGUAAAAAAGGGGACAUUGGUCGAGAAAUGUACAUUAUCAAAGAAGGAAAGCUUGCCGUGGUGGCCGAUGACGGCAUCACGCAGUUUGUGGUGCUCAGUGACGGCGCUUACUUCGGAGAGAUCAGUAUCCUCGGAAUCAAAGGCAGUAAAGCCGGAAACAGAAGAACGGCAAACAUUCGUAGCGUCGGCUAUUCGGACCUCUUCGCGCUGUCUAAAGAUGACCUCGUGGAAGCGCUUACCGAAUACCCAGAUGCCAAAAAAGCCCUGGAGGAGAAAGGAAAGGCCAUCUUAAGAAAGGACAACCUUCUUGACGAGGCGAUUGCGGGCGCCGGUGCCGAUCCCAAAGAUCUGGAAGAGAAGAUUCACCGCCUCGAGAGCAACCUUGAAGUCAUGAUGGGCAAGUUCGCCAAGCUUAUGGCAGAAUACACAUCCUACCAGAGCAAGAUGAAACAGAGGAUCACCAACAUGGAGGGCAAAGUGAAAACACUUCGGGUGGAAGAUCUAUCUGAGGUUGUUGAGGACAAAAAAGAAGAAGAGAAGAAGACCAAAUAGGCAACAGCAUAGACAUCGGGGUUAAUGGGGUUUCCUAUCCAUGGACAUAUUUCUUAACAUAGUACAUUACUUUUAAAAUGUUUAUACUUAUUUAUAAGUUUUACAUGACAAUGUUGUACUAAUUGCCAUAUAUAUAUAUGUGUUGAAAUGUAAUGCUGAUGUAUUUAUUCAAUAUGUGCAGUAAGAACAGAUCAGAUGACAGACAGGGAAGAGAGAUACACUACCGUUCGAAAGUUUGGGGUUUUAAAAUGAUUGCAUAUUUUUAAAACAAUGUUUAUUAUGCUCACUCAGGCCGUAUUUAUAUUUACGGGAAAAAUAUUAAUACCCUGAAAUAUUAUCACAAUUGAAAAUAUUUUCUUAAGAUUUUUCUGUAUGAACUUAAUGCAAAAUGUAAUUUAUGCUGACAGGGGUGCGCAAGAAGCAUUUCACAUCAUGAUCAGCGCUGAUGCAUAAACACUAUACAAAUGUCUUUACAUUUAUUAACUCAUUAAAACUGCUUGGCAUUAUAUCUUUGGCUACUUUGUAACAUUAGUGUUUCUUUGUGGUUUCUGUCAAAAACGUGGCCAAAAAGGCACUUUGUAAUGGAUGAGGUCUACAUUUAUAGGUCAGACUCUUUAAUUUUUGAUUUGGUGCAAGUAUGAAAAAAUAUAUUUUAAAUGAGCAUUUAAUUACUCUGACAAUGAUGUUCUGAUUCUGCGCAUUAAACAAUUAUAUUAAUAUUAACGAUUACAUAAAUUUCAUAAUAUGGCUAAUAGCAAUGUUUGAAAAACAAGUCAACAUGGACAAAGCUAAAAUCAUCCCCAACACAAGCCAAAACAUUUUAGUAUUUAUUAUCCAAGAGUACCCAAAAUGUGUUCUUUAAUAAAUGUUCUAACAACUGUUGUUUGCUUGUCAAUGCAUUUCUUUUAAAAGUAAUAUUAUUCAGUGGACUACAAAAGCUGGACUGGAAGUUCUCAAAAUACCAGGCAUGUAUUGUGUGUGCAUGUCAUUUUAGGGACCACAAACUGUACUCAUAGAGAAAAUCUGAUAUAGAAAAGGUGAAACAGUGCAUGUCCAAAUGUAGUGCUGACAAAGGAUUAAUCGCGAUUAGAAGCAUCCAAAAUAAAAGUUUGUUUAUAUAUGCAUGUAUACUGUGCAUAUUUAUGCAUAAAUAUGAACAUAGACUUGUAAACAGAUUUUUAUUUCCUUGUAAAAUAUAUAUAUUUUUUAAAUAAACAUGCAUGUGUUUUUAUAUAUAGAUAAUAAAAUGAACAGAAUACACACCACACAUACAUUAUGCAAACAAAAGCUUAUUUUGGAUUAAUAGAAUGCAGUUAAUCGUUUGACAGCAACUAUAAUAAUAAUUGCAUAUAAUUAUUUUUUUUAUUAACUGACCCGUUUGAUGCUAGACACCAGGCAACUUAAUCCUAAAGUGACUAAAAUCUUUUUUUAUUAAAAGCUAAACUAUGUUUAUAAAAGAGCUAAAGUAUUUAGGC
Puntigrus tetrazona (Sumatra barb) is the source of this 4298-nucleotide messenger RNA. RefSeq names its product cyclic nucleotide gated channel subunit alpha 3a (gene cnga3a). The transcript has 9 exons. Gene Ontology annotation, biological process: monoatomic cation transmembrane transport. The record is from RefSeq and is a predicted model, not a curated record. NCBI's taxonomy places the organism in Eukaryota, Metazoa, Chordata, Actinopteri, Cypriniformes, Cyprinidae. Gene Ontology annotation, cellular component: intracellular cyclic nucleotide activated cation channel complex; plasma membrane. Gene Ontology annotation, molecular function: intracellularly cGMP-activated cation channel activity; protein-containing complex binding; intracellularly cAMP-activated cation channel activity. The coding region runs from base 532 to 2823 and encodes 763 amino acids.